CAAAAGAGGAGGACCUUGAGUAUCAGCAGGUUGAUCGAGGAAAGGAAUCCAUGAAUUCCAAAGAGAAUUGUGGAAACGAACUCCGAACUGCCGUCCUUCAACUCAGCGAUCGCUGCCUUUACUCCACUUCCAAAUGGGCAGCAGAGCAACUUGUGGGGAUCGAGCAUGACCCAGCAAAGUUCACACCCUCAAACACAAGGUUCCAGCGUGGAAGUUCGAGCAUCCGGAGAAGAUUCCGCACCAAUGAAUUGACUUCCACACCGGUAACCGGUGUGUCUUAUGUAUCCACUCCAGUAAUGGAAGAGGAUGAGGCGGUGAAUGGUGAUUUCUACCUUCUGGCAAAAUCAUACUUUGAUUGCCGAGAGUAUAGAAGGGCUGCUCAUGUCCUUCGCGAGCAAACUGGGAAGAAAUCUGUCUUCCUGCGCUGUUAUGCUCUUUAUCUGGCUGGAGAAAAGCGGAAAGAAGAAGAGAUGAUAGAACUUGAGGGUCCCUUAGGUAAGAGCUACGCUGUCAAACGUGAACUGGUUUCUCUGGAGAGGGAGUUAUCUGUGCUGCACAAGAAUGGAAUGCUUGAUUCCUUUGGGUUGUACUUGUAUGGACUUGUCCUUAAGGAGAAAGGCAAUGAAAAUCUUGCUCGUACAGUUCUUGUGAAUUCUGUGAACAGUUACCCUUGGAAUUGGAGUGCCUGGUUGGAGUUGCAGGCUUUAUGCACUACUAUAGAUAUCCUGAACAGCCUUAAUCUCAAUAAUCACUGGAUGAAGGAGUUCUUUCUUGCCAGUGUUUAUCAAGAGCUCAGGAUGCAUAAUGAGUCAUUAGCAAAAUAUGAACACUUACAGGGCAUUUUUGGUUUUAGUAAUUAUAUACAGGCUCAAAUUGCAAAAGUUCAGUACAGUCUACGGGAAUUUGAACAAGUUGAAGUGAUAUUUGAAGAGCUUUUAAGGAUUGACCCCUUUCGAGUGGAAGACAUGGAUGGAUAUUCCAAUGUGCUCUACACGAAGGAAUGUUUCUCUGCCUUGAGCUAUCUUGCUCACAGGGUUAUCUUGACUGAUAAGUACAGGCUGGAAACUUGCUGCAUUAUUGGGAACUAUUACAGUUAGAAAGGACAACAUGAGAAGUCAGUUAUGUAUUUUAAGAGAGCACUCAAAUUAAACAAAAAUUAUUUAUCUGCCUGGACUCUUAUGGGUCAUGAGUAUGUUGAGAUGAAAAACAUUCCAGCUGCAGUUGAUGCCUAUCGUCGUGCUGUAGACAUCAGUCCUCGUGAUUAUCGUGCAUGGUAUGGAUUAGGACAAACAUCUGAGAUGAUGGGCAUGCCAUUCUAUGCUCUACACUAUUUUCGAAAAUCUGUUUUCUUGCAACCAAAUGAUUCUCGGUUGUGGAUAGCCAUGGCUCAAUGUUAUGAAACUGAACAACUGCACAUGGUUGAGGAAGCAAUCAAGUGUUACAGAAGAGCGGCAAGCUCUAAUGACAGGGAAGCAAUUGCCCUACAUCAACUAGCAAAGUUGCAUAAAGAACUUGGUCGUUCUGAUGAGGCAGCAUUCUACUACAAAAAAGACUUAGAGAGGAUGGAAGCUGAAGAUAGAGAAGGACCUAACAUGGUUGAAGCUCUGAUGUUUCUUGCUCAACACUACAAAGCCCACAACAGAUUCGAAGAGUCAGAGGUGUACUGCACUCGCCUUCUGGAUUAUACUGGCCCAGAGAGAGAAACAGCAAAGAGUCUGCUUCAAGGAAUGAGAAUGGAUCGAUCUGGAUUUCCUUCAAUGGAUGCAGAGCAUUUUCCCCCAUGAUCAUCCCCACUAGAUAUAUUUUAUGUUUUUGAUCGAUCCCCACUUGAUUAAUGUUUGAGAAUUAUUUGAAGCAGGUAGUCCUUUCUCGAAUUUCAGAAAUCACAGACCAGCAAUCUGUUUUGGGAUAUCUCAAAAUUAUAUGGCAAGCAUGUUUUGGCCAGUAGUGCUACGGAGUCGAAUCUUCUGGUAUAGGGAUAGGUAGGUUACAUGAUUGUACAAUGAGAAUUUUUUUUUUUUUUGACCAAAGUGAAAGUGUUGUAUCUUAACAUUACAAGUCUACAACCAAGACAUGGGGCACGUAAGACUGUAUAAGUAUAAACUUUCUGAAGCAUGUGUAGUUAGUUCAUUAUUUAUCAAUGUAGUACCAGGCCGGGACUAGUUAACAUUUUAGGAAGCCUCCUUUACAAAAGUUGUGCAGUGCUUGUUGAGGAAUCAUAUAAGACUACAAGAUUCUUUCAGUAAUUAGCUCUGCAUUUUGUUAUUGGGGGAAAAAAAAAGAAUAAUGAGGAUUCUCUGUGGUUCUAUAAAGAUGGAAAGAUGAAAACAAGAAAACAUUUUUGAAAUU
Rubroshorea leprosula is the source of this 2349-nucleotide messenger RNA. NCBI's taxonomy places the organism in Eukaryota, Viridiplantae, Streptophyta, Magnoliopsida, Malvales, Dipterocarpaceae. The record is from the annotation of a GenBank genome assembly.